Messenger RNA from Linepithema humile (Argentine ant), 7720 nucleotides. RefSeq lists its product as uncharacterized. The record is from RefSeq and is a predicted model, not a curated record. NCBI's taxonomy places the organism in Eukaryota, Metazoa, Arthropoda, Insecta, Hymenoptera, Formicidae.
GGAUUAUUUGACCCACGGGAACGACUCCAGGCUCGUGUCGUCGGUCGGGAUCGUGAGCUGUCUCGUCGUGAGCGCUGCGAAUCGGUAUGCACUGCCUAGGUGCAGUGACGGGAGGUGGUGCCUCCAGCCCGAACGGGGUUGGCGGCCGAGGUGGUGUUCUUAGCGUGUUCCGAGCCCUUGGAGUCCUUGUGUGCGAAGGGAGAAUCCAGGGUCCUCCGCGUGGCUACAAGGAGGGCCCACAUUGCGCACCGCCUAUGCAGGCGAUUCCAAACGACCACGUGUGUGAGGAGAAUAACUAUCUAUGCAAUCGAUACCGGGUGCUAAUUGAGGAGAUUACAGAACGCCUCGCUGUCGGAUCUUAUUUGUGCGUGGAGGUGGUUUUGUGCAGCGACUGUCCGUGCGGUUUGGCAAAAUCCACAUACAAUUAUCCCGUUCCACCCUCCAUCUCGCAAUGGCAGAAAUGCACUUCGGAAAUGUUAUUGGAGUACUGGUGCAUCUGCGUUGUUCCGAGCAAGAGUCCAGAAUCGAUGAAUUUUCAAGGCUUAUAUCAAGCAGUACGUUCGCGAUUACACUUCAGCCAGGUCGCAGCAUGGUGGUCACGCAGCAACGGCGCGGAGUCGUGCUACGUAGCCACCCGGAUCAUAUCGCAUAACGAGGACAAUCUCAGCAAGUUCCGCGAGCCGCCGGUGGAGCACACCUUCCCUCUGGCUGGCAACAACGAUGGAAAUUCUAUCAAAGUAACCGUUUGGGCAUUGCCGCGAAUGGAAGAAGUACCCGUGCUUACAUGCUCUCUACAUCCGAAAAAGGAAAAGGACGAGGAAGAUAUUGCGAGAGCGUUAACGCCUACCAAGAGCAUUCCGAUGGGAUCUGUCGGGUCACAAAACUCCGAGAGCCUCGUCUUGCCUGCUUUGGUGGACGACCGACUGCAGACCACCUGCAACAAGUCCGGUAAGCACGACUGUCGCUGCGAGGAGGAGGACGCGUCCCCUCUGUCGCCCACUAUCAGAUCAAACGGUGAGCGGAAACGUCGCCGGUCGCUGCCCUGCGGCCCAGCGGAGAGUCCUUGCGUGACCUCGCAACCCAUGCCAUUGCCGUCCCUUCAGGAACACAUCCCGCAGGAGACAAAGGAUAACGCGAACCCGCGAGGCUCCGCCGAGAUGAUGAACAACAAUCGUAGCGCAACGCGGACCCUGCAGAACAGACCGGAGAACAGGAAUGAGGUUAGGACUCGCAACAAUCUGAACUCGGAUCACCUGGAGCACUGGUUCAAGGUGCAGCUGAAGAUCGAGGAGCAUGAAGGCAACUUGGAGAAACGCUGCAAGCGCACGGCGAAGGAGGAGAUCGUUAAUCCGAAGAUGAACGUCGACCGGAUCGAGGAGAGCUACAACAACUCGGUUAAGAAUUCCACUAACGUCGGGACAGGAUCCGGUGACGCGUCGGAGAUGACAUCCGCGACGAAAGGCGGCGGCCUCUUGGACAACUUUGCGCCCUUUGCUCCCGCCGUCUGGCCCUUCGUCUCCUCUUGGCAGAACAGCAAUAUGAACAGCAAAUUUCAGAGCUUGCGCGGCGUGAAGGAAGCCCGUUUCAACGACUCCGAGAGAAGUUACAAGCCGUUGAUCGUGAAGGACACGCUGCACAACGCUUCGAACGAUCCCUACGCUCAGCCUACUCCCUUCCACGAGUCAAAUCCCGGACCGUCGACGUACAAAUGGAUGCAGAAGCUAGACAAUUCCGCUUGCACGGUGCAUCAGAGCUGCUCGAAGAAUGUCAAUAAGAUCGUCGCCGAGGCGCGAGUGUCGACCGGUCAAGACGCGUUGGAGAUCAACAAGGAGGAUAACGCUCUCAGGAACAGUCAGAGGAAAACCGGCAAGUCGGACCUGGGUCAGUUGAUGUGGAGACUGUCGAUCCCCGAUGAGAAGGACAAGAGCGAGGAGGGUGGAUUGCUGGAUUGGUUCAGUAAAGUGUCCGGAAGAGUCCUGGGCGUCGCGGCUACGAAAGGCUACGUGGGCGGCAAUAAGACGAAGAGCGGAAGCCUGAAGCAGCCUGAGCAUCCAGCCGGGCAACAGGGCGCCAACGAGAUCAAGUUCAAGAACUGCAAUUUAGAGCUGAGCCAGCGGGAGGUCGACGAAGUUUUGGCGGUGUUGCGAGCGCGGACACCAUCGGGACGUCGAAGAUCCACUGUGAAAAAUGUGAGGAGGCGCAAUGUGGAGCGACCCGAGAGAGGCGGUGACGGCGUGGAGAAGAUUCCGGCGAAAUGCGCGAGUCCGGAUGAAGAAGCAAUGCGGAGCAACUCGAUGAAUCGGCCCGCUGGCGUUUGCCGAGUCCGCGCGCUGAAGUCCUGCGAGGAUUGCAAUCGUGGAUCGUGCAAGAUGAUAGAUCAUCAGAUACCGGAAGAGCAGUCGAGCCCUUUGGACCGAGUCUACUACGACAAGAAUGUUUACCAUCCCACGCGCCCGAAUCCCGCCGACAGACGUGCCAACAGGUUGAACGAAGAGCGCGCGAACGGAGACGCGGAUCACCUGCAGAACGUUUCCACGAAGGCGGACGUGCUGCUCGGAGCGAUUCUGCGGACCAGCAAGGACCGGAAAGAUCCGCCGGACGUUUCGUCAAAUGGGACCAGUCCGAGAUCGACAACUAUCGUCGACGAUGACAGCAGCGAUGAUGAUUCUUGCUCUUCGAGCGUCGAGAAGCUCGAUCAGCAGAACAACGGAACCGCCGGCUUGUCCAACGACGACAAAUUCCUGCCGUUGAACAAAAGAUUCCAUCGGUUUCGGCAGCUAUUCAAGAAGGAAGUGGACAAGAGGAUCGCCAUGAUGGCGGAAGAGGGCCCUUUCUCGCCAGAGACGACGCCGAGCCCGACACCGUCGCAACGCUCCAACUCGGCGCUGCUUCGUUAUAACAACGAACAACCGAAUCUGCAUAACGCGAGAAGCAGCAGGGUGAAGCGGCGAAUCGACUUCGUGAACUUUCCGGAAGUCACCGAGGAGAAGGAGGACACGGCGGUUCCGCGAGCAAAAGAAACGCAUCAAAAGCCGCGUGAGUCGCGCAGUACAAAUAACAAUCGCGAGUGCGAUUCCGCGGGUCUGAACAACCGGCAGAAUCAUCGCGACAGGCGAUUGCUCGAAGGCGCGAAGGAACCUGCCGUGGAGGAGGAGCGGGGCGAGAAGAAGGACAUUGCUAUUCUGCAGAAGAAUAAUUUGACCACGCUGACCACUGCGCAAAACGGACAUCCGUCUUCCAAAGUACGAAACGGCAAUCACAAGGAUGGCAUCGCGGAGACAGGCGACGACGAGACUGUCGACAAGAGCGUGCCGUCCGCCCUUGAGCAGGAGAGAUUCCGCAGAUCUCUCGAGAACGCGGCGUCAAUGGUGUUUCACAGCAGAACCGGUCUGCCGUUGACUUCCAGCCCGGCGCCAUUGAGGAGAGGCAGCUGUUGCUUCGACUACGACAGCAGCUUGAACUCCGUCUCUUCCAAGAGAAACGCGUUGUUCGAGUUAAACACACCGCCAAGUCCGGGCGCGGUAUCGUUGGAAGAAACCGAUCGCGAGACGGAGACGCCCAAGAGACGGUCCAACUCUCGCCACCGGCCGCAGAGUCACGCUCUUUUAGGCAGCUUCGAGGAGUCAGCGUUGAACGGCAGACUCGAACCGGUGUCCACGGUUCACGGUUUCACAGCGGAGCUCGGAGCCAGCGGUUCCUUCUGCCCGAAGCACCAGAAACUUCCAGUUACCGUGUUCUUCUACACGCUCGGUGACAACGACAAAGUCUCCACGCCAUACCUUGCUCAUAUUAAUCUGGAGAAAAAGGGCUAUCAGGUACCAAGAAGUGGCACCAUCCAAGUGACUCUUCUCAAUCCGCUGGGUACAGUCGUUAAAAUGUUCGUAGUAUUGUACGAUCUAACCGAUAUGCCACCGCGAUCUCAUACUUUUUUACGUCAAAGAACACUGCGGGACAAAACACUACGCUACCUCGUUCAUCUUAGAUUUAUGUCCAGCAAAUCAGGCCGAAUUUAUUUGCAUACGGACAUCCGUAUGAUCAUCUGCCGUAAAUCCGACGUGGACACGGCAUCGGACUUGGGCUCCGAGCCGCCGAAGGAGCUCAGGAGCUACAUCCACGGUCCUACGAACCCGAAGUUUUCGCCAAGGUGCUGAGCCACGUGGUACUUUCCGUGGGGCUGCUGUCAAUCGUUCCGCCCGCCCAGUCCCCUUCAAGUCGAAGUGUGAUCAAUGAAUAAUCCAGAUCGGGAAAUCAAUUUUUGUUCUUUCGACCCUUUGCGGAUAUGGACAAUAACAAUCUUUCGUGCGGGUGUAAAGAAAAAGCAAUCGGAAUGUUCUUAUUUGUCAUCGUUUCUAAACUUCGUGCUUAAAAUCUUACGAGCACUGGGACUAGUAGAGAUAGGUUGUUGCGUUAGCGAAUUGUGAUAAUGUUAAGACGAAAACUGUAGCUCUCAGUUAAUUAUUAAACAUUAUUUUUUUUUUUUUGGAAAUUACUUUAAAUCGCAAAGGGUUAAGGAGGGUCGAGAAAAGGUCGAAAGAGCGUAAAAGAGUGGCGAAAGAAAUUCAAAGAAUUCACCAUUCGUGUUGGAAUCAUUCAUAAUACAUUUUCUUCCUUUUUUUUUCAUGAAAAAAUUGACCCAUUUAUCGAGUCUUUUGCGUUGGAAAAUUAAAUCCUGCACUUUUGGCACUCCGACUAUUAAAUUCUAACACGAUUGGUUCGUAAAAUUGAUUCGAAGCUCAAUUACACUUCCGGUGUCAUUUCGAUCCGUGGAUUCGCGUUCACAGUCUAGGAUGCUGCAUAGAAGUAAAGUAGAAUAAGUUCGCGCAGUUUGUUCGUUUUUGUAAUAACGAUAGUGAUAUUAGAGUUCGAAAGUUCUGUUAAUAUUAAACCGAUAAGUCUUUCUGUUUCCAAUCCAACGUGUAAUAAUCGUAAAUGAAAUCGGUCAAUUUAAAAUUCGCAGUAAGAAUUCACUUCGGAGCUUUUGUCCCGUUUCGUUCACACAAUGUUGCUAAAUCAUUUCAUUUACGGAGUUUAUCGCAAGCUGGACGAUCUCGUUGAGAGGCCAUUUUCUCAACUUAUUAUUGUAAAUAUAGUCAGAUGUAGAGAGUAAGAAUUUUUAAGCAGGAUGAUACUGCCAUUGUGUGUGUAGCACUCUACGUUAAAUUGAACAAAAGGGCGUGAUACGAGCGUGGAAAAACGUCGACGAAUUCGGUCUCUCGUUCCAAUAUAAAUAUCGAGGAAGAUCAAAAACACAUACGAUAUCUGAGUGAUAUGUGCAAUGAUGAGUACAAAGUUAUUCGUGUGUUAUUAUUGCGUUCUCGCAAUAGAGCAUUAUCUCAUUUCUGACGAGGAGAAUAAACCCGAGAAAAAUAUCGAAAUUCUCUUUUCGCAGAAAAUUAUUGUGAUUUACAAUGAUUGCGAUUUGCAAUGAAUAAUUUGUUCCGUUCAUUUUGGCGAUUUGAUAAACGCGAGCGAUCAGAACUCGCGAGUUUUUCCCGGGAUUAAAAAAUGAUGACUUAUUUACACACACACACACACACACACACAUAUAUAUAUCAUGUAUAUAUACACACGCAUAUAUAUAUAUAUAUGUAUGUAUAUGUAUAUGUAUAUAUAUAUAAAUCAGAACACAACUUUGUGUCCGUAGCACUGUGAUGAAUAUUUUGAUAGACUAUGAAAAAGAGUAAUUAUUAUUAUUACAGAAUAACUAUUUCUGAAUAGCAGACAUGUCGUAGAUUUAAUCAAUUCUACUAACACGUCGCGCGAGAAAUUAUAAUCGCGCGUAAUUUACUAACUAGCCGUAAGAUCGAUACGCCUGUUUUAGAGUUGUUUAAGGCAAACGAACGUGACACUCGCGUUUUCCUUUAUUUUUCUAAGGACAUUCCGUGGAUUGCGCGGAAGAAUUGCGGUUGGGAGAGCUUAUGGUCGACCAUUCGUCAUGCGACAUUCUUUGAUUUUUUUCCUCACAGGAAGCAGUUGAAUUAUGCAAUAUAAAUGAGAAAGCGCGUUUCGUAAGAAAAAUUUGACCAUAAAAGUUUUGAAAUUCAAAUUUCUUGAUCAUAAUAGUUAAAUAAAUAAGGUUUUUUAAAUAUAAAGAUUGUAGUAUUGACACUUACACGUAAUUGUUUUAUACUGCAAAUAUUUUAGCAAUCAUUGACUUUAGUAUCUUACAUACCUAAAAAGUAAAAAAAUGCUAAACCUUGAUUACGACGUUUAUAGCCUUGAUAAAAUUAUAUGGUUAAUUUUUUUGUAAUAUUUAAUUUCUUAUUUAUAUAGUUAUCAUCGUGUAGUUCAACUCUAUCGUGCUCGCAAAAGACGGAAGGAAUCGCAUAAGCUCUCCCUGUUGGUUGGUGAACAUUUUACUAUCACAAUCGAGUCGAGUUUUUCGCUCAAUUAAUUGUCGAAAAUGAGGAGAAAAAAGAAAAUUUCGUUAUCGUUUGCGUCCUUUUGGCCGUGACUUAUACGAAGGCAGCUUUCAUAAUGCGAAAACUGAUCCUAACAUAUGCAACAGUGAUAUAUGCAAUGAGAUAAAAAGCGCGAUACAAAAAAUCUUGAGGAAAACUCUUAAUAAUCCGCACUCGAAACGUUUGUUGUAAAAUAAUAGCAUAAAAAGGUAGGAUAAAAGAGUGCUGUAUAAAGGGGUUUAUCGUCAAUUGUGAUUUUUUCAGCGCAAUUGAAUCAUUAUAUAUAUAUAUAUAUAUAUGCGCAUAUAACUACCAAAAGCAUAAUAACAUCAUGCAUAUAAUUUCGGUCGUAAAAAAAAAGACAUUUCGAUAUUCGCGUUCUCUUUUUAUCUGAUUUUGUAUCCAACUCGUCUUUCCUUUUUUAUACAAAGGAAUGAAUAUUUUUUAUAAACGAUUUUAAUCAAAACAAAUUCUUUAAAUCUACUUUUCAUUUUCUCACAAACGUCUUUCAUGAAGAUUAGAGGCUUUAAAAUAUAAUUUUAAAUAUUUUAUUAAUUUUCCUUCAAGCGAACUUGGAUUUUUACGAUCAAAGUUUAUUAUUCUUUUUUUCUUCUCGUAACAAACAUUGUGAUAUUAUGUAAUCUACGUGCUUAUAUAAAACCACCAACAAAAGAAGGAAACGACAUUAAUUCUUUUCCCACUCGUACAACAACUGUGAAUAAAUUUCUUCAAUUGUUUCAAAUUGCAAUCACGAGUUUGCAAUACGGUCGCCAUCCAAUCCCACACAUUUAUUUUUUUAUCCGCGAGAAGGAAGUGUCGUGUUUCGACAGACCCAUGACGAUGAAAAUGAAAUCCAUGCACUUUUUUGUCACUCGUCAGGUUGAUUAAUUAGACAUACGUCUUUUAAAUAGAGAGACGUUUUGAAAUAUUGUACAGAUUGGCGGCAACAGUGAUCGUGUUCUUCGUCUUACACGUUUGCUGCCGACUUUAGUUAUCUGACACCUGAAGCCAGCAAUAUUUUUCAACUACCUUAUGAAACAAAGGCAAUAAUCUUAUAAACAAAAAUUAAUUCAUAAGCUAAUAAUUACAGGCACACAGAUCUUUCCCUCAAAUAUUAGAGACACACUGCCUUAAUUUUCUCUGCUUAUGCGAGAACGCCAAUUGGCGUCCCUUAGCUUUGGAGGAGUUGUAGAAGGCCGUGAAUCGGCCGGCAGCGAGCGUGUUUACGAAAACGAUUGUAACCGUUGUUAAAUACAUUUUUUCGAUGUUUUCUUUUUUGGAAAAUAAAGUAGAGUGUCGAGACUAAUUGUUGUGGUAAA